Molecule: messenger RNA, 1350 nt
Organism: Phascolarctos cinereus (koala)
Lineage: Eukaryota; Metazoa; Chordata; Mammalia; Diprotodontia; Phascolarctidae
Gene: SULT1C4
Product: sulfotransferase family 1C member 4
Molecular function (GO): sulfotransferase activity
Source: RefSeq, a predicted model, not a curated record
UUUAUUCUUUCUUCCUUCCUUCUUUAUUCCAGACUGAAAGCUAAAUUCAAAUAGUGGCUGUCACUCUAGAUUUAAAAUCUCUGUGUGUUAAUAAUCUACAGGGCUUGUGAUUCUUUGCAUAUAAACAGGCAUUCUCUCUGUUUAACAAACUUUGAAUCCUGACCCUAAUGGACUUGAAAGAGAUGAAGUCGUUGAACAUAAAGAGAAAUGAACGAAUAGAUGUUGACUACAUAAAAGGGAUUCUUCAGCCUACACCCACUUGUGCUAUCUGGGAUGAAAUCUGGAACUUUCAAGCCAAGCCGGACGAUCUACUUAUUUCUACCUAUCCCAAAGCAGGAACAACUUGGACCCAGGAGAUAGUAGACAUGAUAGAAAAUGAUGGAAAUAUUGAGAAAUGUAAACGAGCUCCUACUCACCUUCGAUUUCCUUUCAUUGAAUGGAUAGUUCCAUCAAUACCUUCUGGUUUGGCUCAAGCUAAUGCAAUGCCAUCACCACGCACACUAAAAACUCACCUUCCCAUCCAGCUAUUGCCACCAUCCUUCUUGGAGAAGGGCUGUAAGAUAAUCUACAUGGCAAGAAAUGCCAAGGACAAUUUGGUGUCCUAUUACCAUUUCCAAAAGAUGAAUGCAGCACUUCCUGAUCCAGGAACCUGGGAGGAGUAUUUUGAAGAUUUCCUGGAAGGAAAAGUGUGCUGGGGUUCCUGGCAUGAUCAUGUGAAAGGAUGGUGGGAUGCAAAAGACAAAUAUCCCAUUCUCUACCUCUUCUAUGAGGACAUGAAGAAGAGCCCAAAGUGUGAAAUUAGAAAGAUAAUGGAAUUCAUGGGGAAGAACCUAGAUGAAGAUGCUUUAGAUAAAAUCAUCUAUCAUACCUCUUUUGACAUAAUGAAAAAGAAUCCGAUGGCAAAUUACACAUCAGUUCCUGGUGAAAUUAUGGACCACUCUGUUUCCCCAUUCAUGAGAAAAGGGUCUGUAGGAGACUGGAAGAGCUACUUCACUGUGGCCCAGAAUGAGAGAUUUGAUAAAGACUACAAGAAGAAAAUGAUGGGUACCACUCUGACUUUCUGCUCCAGUGUCUAAGAAGAAAUCAGAAGGAACCCAAAUGUAUGAAGACUUUAUCUGCAACUCUUGAAUUCUCCUAUCAUUUAUACUAGCACUAUCUUACAGCAUUGUUUUAAGGAUAUUUAUAAAGUGCUUUGCAAACCUUAAAGUGCUAUAUACGUAUUAGUCAUUGUUAUUGUUAUUAUUAUGUUUAGUCAUCAUCAUUCUGCUAAUUAAAAGGAUUGCAUUUUUUUUUGUUCAUUCCCUUCUCAAGAAGCUAGAAAUUCUGUGAUUAAAGUUGUCAUGGACUUAA